CGUCCUCCAUCUCUACCCAUACGCAAGGCAUCGCCGACAUCAAGACAAUGUCCGGAAAACUCGCAUCUGAAUACUCUGCCUGGCAGAAGCUCCAGCAGAUCUACACCUCCGAGAAAGACCAGCUCGUCCUCAAAGAUCUCUUUGCAUCCGACCCAGCUCGAUUCUCCAAGUUCUCCAAAGAAUAUGUCUCCUCGUCUAACCCCGCCAACACUUUCCUCCUUGACUACUCCAAGAAUCUAGUCACCGAGCCCAUCCUCAAAACCCUCCUCGAUCUCGUCCGCGAGGCCGGCGUCGAGGAAUACCGCGACAAGAUGUUCGCCGGAGAGCACAUCAACACUUCCGAAGACCGUGCCGUACUGCACGUUGCUCUUCGUGGGUUCGGGAAGCUGAACACCAAGGAGCCUGGUGUAGAUGAGGUCGGAGACGUCCUCAAGCAUAUCCAGGAGUUCACCGAUGCGGUGAGGGAUGGGUCGUGGAAGGGAUAUACUGGAAAGACGAUCAACACCAUCGUCAACAUCGGUAUCGGUGGCUCCGAUCUUGGACCUGUAAUGGUCACCGAGGCGCUGAAGAAUUACUCGAAGCGUGACCUCACGGCCCACUUCGUCUCUAACAUCGAUGGCACCCAUCUCGCCGAGACUGUGCGCGCGUGCGAUCCCGAGCGCACGCUCUUCAUCAUCGCCUCCAAGACGUUCACCACCCAGGAGACCAUUACGAAUGCCGAGUCUGCGAAGGAAUGGUUCCUCCAGACCGCGAAGGACAAGGCGCAUGUCGCGAAGCACUUCGUCGCGCUCUCGACGAACGAGAAGGCGGUUACUGGGUUCGGGAUCUCGAAGGAGAAUAUGUUCCCGUUCUGGGAUUGGGUCGGCGGUCGGUACAGUCUCUGGAGUGCGAUCGGGCUUUCGAUCGCGCUCGUGAUUGGUUUCAACAACUUCCAGGAGUUGCUCCAGGGUGCGAAUGAUAUGGACAAGCACUUCAGGGAGACGCCGCUGGAGAACAACUUGCCAGUGUUGUUGGCGGUUAUUGGGCUGUGGUACAACGACUUCUAUGGCGCGCAGACCCAUGCACUCCUGCCUUAUGACCAGUACCUGCACAAGUUCGCGGACUACUUCCAGCAGGGCGACAUGGAGUCAAACGGCAAGUUCGUCACCAAGGGCGGUGAACGUGUGAACUACCAGACUGGCCCCAUCAUCUGGGGAGCUGCUGGUACGAACGGCCAGCACUCAUUCUAUCAGCUCCUCCACCAAGGCACCAAGCUCGUCCCGACCGACUUCCUCGCCCCCGCCACGACGCACAACCCGAUCCGCAACUCACUCCAUCACCGCAUCCUCCUCAGUAACUUCUUUGCUCAGCCCGAGGCGCUCGCUUUCGGCAAGACGGAGGAGCAAGUCCGUCAGGAGGUCGGCUCGAAGGCUUCCGAGGCUCUCGUCAAGUCAAAGGUGUUCGAGGGUAACCGCCCGAGCAACAGCAUCAUCUUCCCUCUCCUUACGCCGGCCACUCUCGGUUCGCUCAUUGCGCUCUACGAGCACAAGAUCUUCACGCAGGGUGUCAUCUGGGGCAUCAACUCCUUCGACCAAAUGGGUGUUGAGCUCGGUAAGGUCCUCGCGAAGAACAUCCUGGCGCAGCUCGAGAAGCCGGACGAUGUGAAGGGCCACGACUCUUCGACCACCGGCCUCAUCCACUACUACCAGAAGUACAGGAAGGAGUAGGGGAUCGUGAUUAUUUUAUUGGGAAGAUGGAUGACAUCGAAGAAAGAAAGGAGAAGCAUACCAUAGACGAUUUUACGAAGUGUAUGUCGAACUGCUGUAGCCUGUACGGGAGUAAAACGAAUAGAGAACUGUAGUUGUACUAUGGCAA
This is a messenger RNA of Stereum hirsutum FP-91666 SS1, 1854 nucleotides long. RefSeq names its product glucose-6-phosphate isomerase. Gene Ontology annotation, molecular function: monosaccharide binding; carbohydrate derivative binding; glucose-6-phosphate isomerase activity. Lineage: Eukaryota; Fungi; Basidiomycota; Agaricomycetes; Russulales; Stereaceae. Gene Ontology annotation, cellular component: cytosol. Bases 48 to 1706 code for a protein of 552 amino acids. Gene Ontology annotation, biological process: glycolytic process; gluconeogenesis; glucose 6-phosphate metabolic process. The record is from RefSeq and is a predicted model, not a curated record. The transcript is spliced from 6 exons.